AUGUCCCAAACCCUAACCCUAGUUCUCCCAACCCUCUUUCUCUCACCGGAAAAUCGACUCAAUUCCGCCCCUUUCCUAAAAUUCCCAUCAUCUCCGUCGUCUUCUUCCUCCUCCAAUCGAAGCAGACGAAGCUCCGCCGUCAAGGCUUUCACGGUAACGGAAAGACCCAGAGUUAAAUCCACCAUUACCGGAAGCUUCUACGACGUCCUCAGAGUAAAGCAUAACGCUUCUCAGACUGAAAUCAAAAUGGCUUACCGGAAUCUAGCCAAGCUAUAUCAUCCAGAUGUUGCUGAAGACGAAGAUGAUUCGAUCUCUGAUGGGCUUGAUUUCAUCGAAAUUCAUAACGCUUAUGCUACGCUUUCUGAUCCUUCGGCUAGGGCUAUGUAUGAUUUGUCUUUGGGUAACCAUUUUCAGAGAUCACCGUUGUCUUCUUCUUCUUCUUCGUAUGGGUUUACGAGUUCAACUCGGAGAUGGGAAACUGAUCAGUGUUGGUAGAAAUCAAACAGUCUUCUUCUUCUUCUUCAAUUUGGGCUAAUGUGUAAUUUUUUUAAAGUUUUGGCCUUUAAUUCAAUUUUUCUUUUUUACUUUAACCCCUCAAAAAAUGGAACCUUGUAAAAAAAAUGCUAUUUUUGAGAAUGGCAUUGUGAGAAAUUUUAUGUAUAUACUGAUUCUACUUCUUCA
Messenger RNA from Cannabis sativa, 681 nucleotides. RefSeq names its product chaperone protein dnaJ 11, chloroplastic. The record is from RefSeq and is a predicted model, not a curated record. Bases 1 to 495 code for a protein of 164 amino acids. The transcript has a single exon. Lineage: Eukaryota; Viridiplantae; Streptophyta; Magnoliopsida; Rosales; Cannabaceae.